Molecule: messenger RNA, 1574 nt
Organism: Seriola dumerili (greater amberjack)
Lineage: Eukaryota; Metazoa; Chordata; Actinopteri; Carangiformes; Carangidae
Exons: 4
Source: RefSeq, a predicted model, not a curated record
CUGCCUCCUCUAAUGUCCUGCUCAUCGCACUCAUCAUCAUCCUCAGUAUUGCUGCAGUCCUAAUCAGCAGUGCUAUAUUUGUCUGCUCUGUAAAGUUGAAGACACGGUGGUGGGACCUGAUUUCCAAAGGUCCAAAUCCAAAACUUCUUAUUAUGCAUUCAUAUGACCAAGAGUGGUUGAAACCUGAGCCAACCAUUAUUUCCCCUGCCUGUGUUGAGACCCUUGUUCCUGAUGACGGCAAACCAUGGUCGAAGGGGUCACUGACAGACAAUAGCAGUGGGAGCUUUCAGCAAAGCAGUGGAAUCAGCACUGGAUCCUCUUGUCUCAGUUAUGCUAACACAGAACCUGCUGAUAUUAUAGCAGGGGUUCAUGAUGCCCUUGGUAAAGCCUUCCCCAAUAUCAGUCCAAUAUCACCUUUGACCACCAACCUGCUCACAGAAUCAAACAAAGACAGUGGUUUAUUCUCUGCUCCCAACAAUCCCUGUAGUGUCAGAGCUGAUGACGUGAAUUCUGGAUCAUCAGGCUUUGACAAUAAAACCUAUUCCAUUCUCGUUCCCAACUGCCCACGUCAGAUUAUGAUGGACAGCUCUGAAGUCCAGACACAGGAUGCAAUGCUUUGUGACUCUGCUUACCAUCCUAGUGAGGGUGACAUGGUGAUCUGUCCUGACCAACAGGUACCAGCGUGUCCGCUUCUUAAUUUACCACCGGUGGUUUCAUCUCCAAUGCCAUCAGACAUGUCAUAUCAGCCGUGCAAUGCAGAUUCUGGACGAUUAUCACUUGCAGACGACUCCAGUUUGUCCUCCAUCUCUAGUGGCACCAACACAACCGCCUCAUGUGAUCCUGUGUCCAGAGUUGAGGCUGGAUGUGACAGCUUUGAAGAGGCCACCAUAUGUGAUGACAAUCCCUGCUAUGGCUGCAUGCCUGCUGGCUCACCCAACUUUCCUCAAGUGAACGAUGACUACCAGGCAUUUCAAAGUCUAGUGGGACAGCCUGAUGUUUUAUUUUCAGAGCAGAGAAGUGUCGAGAGAGAGGAAGAUUUGGACAAAUAUCCAGCGGAAUCAUACACCAAGAUCCCUCCAGUCACUCCAGAUUUCAUUAACAAUGUUCAGAGUGACCAGGGUCUCUCUGAGCUCCAAAGACCUUUUCUCUCUCUGCACUCUGCUGAGCCUAUGACAGUCAUUACAGACAGCAGCUAUCAAAGUGUGUAGCGCUGAAUCUUUUCCAUUAACUUCUGUGACAUUAAAUAAUAAGCCUGGCUGAGAAAUGUUAGGAUGUGAGAGAGGGCUUCAGUUUUGAUGUUCACUUGUGAAUGAUGGACUUUGAGAUCUAUUUAAUAGCUUUUCCUGCGGUUCUAAUUCACAACAUCUGCCAGCACCUUGAGCUAACAUUGUUUUUUCAGCUUCGAUAUUACUAGUUUUAAAAUGGUGUAUAUAUUUUGGUGUAUAUAUUUUGUUUUUCUAUUUUGUUGCCUUGAUUCAAAGAAAACAAACUUUUGCACAUUAAGAACAAGUAAUUUGUGAAUACUUUGGAACUGUGCAGUGUUUAGAUCACAUGAUUGGUUUUGAUGUGAAACA